UAACCACGUUUGAUUAAUUGUAUCUUGAUUCAAAAUCCUUUUGCAUCAUUUGCGUAAAAGUCAGAUUAAAAGUGAGAUUCCGGUGCUACUAGUCAUAGAUGUCCGCUCAGCUGGAAGGAGGCCUGCAGCUGGAGACCACAGCAAAACUUAAUGUACUAAAAUCCGAAGAAAUAGUUGACGUGACAAAUCCUGACGGAUGCCCUGUGCAGCGCGGCCGCCCCGGGGACGGAGCAGAGAAUAAAAUGUCCCUGUCUCCAGAGCGCCAGCAGCAGAAACCACGCAAGAUGACCCGGAGCCCCAAAUGUGCCCGCUGUCGGAACCACGGCGUCGUUUCGUGUUUGAAAGGCCACAAACGCUUCUGCCGCUGGAGGGACUGUCGCUGUGCCUGCUGCCUGCUGGUGGUGGAGCGGCAGCGCGUCAUGGCAGCGCAGGUCGCACUGAGGCGGCAACAGGCUGCGGAGGUGAGGAGAGCACAAGGGCAGGGUAAGAAGGGCGUUAGGUGUGCAGCACCAUUGCGGAGGACGGCAUAUCAGCGUUACACCAGAGCAGCUGAGCCAAGCAUCCUGGCUAAGAGCAUCCUGCAGGGGCUCAAACCCGUGGUGCCGCUGGAGGACAACACCUCCUGUUGGUCAAAGCAGCCACAGCGCGACCACUUUACAUGCCCCUCCAUCAGCGCCCGGAUGAGGAAGAGGAGAGCCUUUGCUGACAAGGAACUGGAGAACGUGAUGCUGGAGCGGGAGCUGAGGCAGCGAGAGCUACAGAGUGACCUUACCUUUUCCUCCUCUGCCCUCGUUCCUAUGCUUCACCCUCCACCCCAGCCCAUUUCCCCGAGCCUUCACUGCUGCCCGCUCAACAAGGACCCCAACACUGCAGGAACAUCCAGCUAUGUGCCUGUUUAUAAAUAUAAGCCUCUGUAUGAGUGUGACUUCCACUUCUAUCAGUUCUUCCAACUGAAGAGCAGGUCAACUAUAGAAGGUGACUAUAAUGACUUCUUGUUAUGCCGAAGCGCAGAGCACAGCAGGGAAGAGGAGGAUGAGGUGCAGAGUGGCUGGAAAGGCUGUGAGAAGAAAGACCAAUCAGAACUGAUACGUCUACCAUCACAACAAAGGCUCAAACAUCAUGACAACACCUUGACAGGUCUGGAUCUUGUCAAAGCGCCCUCAAAACCAACAGAAAUAAUAGACUCAAGUGGCUCUUCAACCAUUACACGCUCAAUUUUUGGAUCAGAUCAGGGUAUCCAGGGCAUGCCAGAUAUCAGUGCAGCCAGCAGGACUUUUGAUCCCUCACUUCUGACAGCUAAGGGCUGGUGCGCAGACACUCCUGUCACCCAGGCAGGUUCUCAUGCCGACUCUGUCAAGAGCUCUCAUGGCAGCUCAGUCAGGACUCCAGCUGUGAGGCCAUUACCUUUCUCUGUGGAGGCUCUGCUGAGAGCCUGACAGGCAAAGGCAGUGGAAAGUGGUGCACUGCACUUUGUUUAUGUGCGGACUAAGAAUUGAUGUGGAGGGUAUAAAUAUAAAAAUGGCUAGUUGUAUUACAGGUUUUCUUGACAAGGUCUUGUGGCCAUAAAGUGGCAAUAGGUGAAAUAUUUAAAAACGAUUUCCAGAACAUGAAUUACAGUGUUUGUAUUUUUUAUAUUUCAUGAAAAUGUAUUUUGCUAUACU
Molecule: messenger RNA, 1661 nt
Organism: Thunnus maccoyii (southern bluefin tuna)
Lineage: Eukaryota; Metazoa; Chordata; Actinopteri; Scombriformes; Scombridae
Gene: dmrt2b
Product: doublesex and mab-3 related transcription factor 2b
Exons: 3
Coding region: 99-1436 (445 amino acids)
Biological process (GO): regulation of transcription by RNA polymerase II; sex differentiation
Cellular component (GO): nucleus
Molecular function (GO): DNA-binding transcription factor activity, RNA polymerase II-specific; RNA polymerase II cis-regulatory region sequence-specific DNA binding
Source: RefSeq, a predicted model, not a curated record